This is a messenger RNA of Cladocopium goreaui, 1271 nucleotides long. NCBI's taxonomy places the organism in Eukaryota, Dinophyceae, Suessiales, Symbiodiniaceae. The record is from the annotation of a GenBank genome assembly.
AUGGCGACAGAUUCCGCAAGGCUAAAAUUGGAGAAGGUCUACCACUGGUUCGACACCUUCCACAACACCGAGCCCGAACGGCAUCCCGGGAAGACCGGAUGUUGCCUGACGCUGUUGAUGGUCCCGGCGGUGCUGAUCUACGGCAUUGUGUGGUUCGUGCAGCAUCAGCAGAAACCGCCAGUGGAGACCCUGGUGAUUGACUGGUCCAUCUCCUAUGGACCGUAUCCCAUGAAGGUGUCCUGUCACGAGGGAGCGAGUUGCUGGCUGUACCUCUCAGGUUGCGAAUCUGAAAGUUCAGGUAGAUGUAUUUCCCUGGCAGCCGGCCAAGAACUAGAGCUGCAGAUGUGCUACUCCCUAGCCGCCCGAGAAGGUCUCCAUGCAUGGUGGACGGGAAGCAGCAGUGGCAUCUCGAUCUAUUCGCAAGCGAAGAGCAUGUGGAUGAAGCAGGCCAUUGAGGCAGGACGUUCGUCCAUGACGUACGUGAAGACUGAGGACAAGACCAAAGAGUCUGGUGAGUGGGAGCGGCUGCGCCACGAGUGGUUCACCAUGUACUUGUCCUCUGAGGCUCUUGCGCCAGAGCAUAGUGGCUGCCAGGAGCACCGAAGCGGUGCUUAUGCUGCUCAGAUCGUCAUGAAGCCGGAAUUCUAUGAAAAGACCCUGGAGAAACUAGAUUUCAUCGUCUCCCUGAUCGGAGAGGUGGGCGGUGCCUAUGGGAUCAUUUCAACGAUCUUCUUCGCCUUGUACAUUCUGCUCUGGAAUGUCGAGAAUGCGAACCAGAAGAGCCACGACCAAAGUCUACCAGUCACUGCACCAGCGCCUGUGGCCAUGGAGCCAGGGGCGGAGAUCACGACCACGCCCAAGGCGGAAGUGACUCCUCCACCACCAACGCGAAGUGCUACUGAUGACAUGAUGGUAGAGCAUACCAGGGAGGCAUUCGUGUGAGGUGGACACUUUUUGUUCGACUGCUGGAAAUCCUCACAGCAUCAAUUUUGGCGCUGGGACGCCAGUAUGUCGCUGGCGGAUGAGCAAAAGCUGGCUAGCGGGAUAUGUUGCUACUAGCUCUGCCACCGCCUUGCCGGGGGCCUUUCUUGGCUUUUGAGUGUGGCUCAAAUUUGCUGCGAUUCAGGUUGCACAGAUGUCCUUACGUUUUUCCGUUUGAACUCGUCCAAUUUGAGCCACCCGGCUCUUUUUCGUCCACCCAAAGGGUGGAGGCUUGAAUCUUGAUCUCAGAGACUGGGUUCAACCCUUGGAUCUCUGAGCGGUCGAUCCGC